CACAACAAAUAGUGCAUAGUGUUGGGCUUUUUGAGAGAAUACUUUUCAAUGUGUUUCACAGGAUCUCUUUGUUUUCUUAGUUUAGCAUGUUCUUCUAAUGAGGGGCUGCUGGGAACAGCUGAUGCAUCUGCCAAAUGACUUAAACGAGAUGGGCGUACUACUGUCCAGAUUGAACAACAGUUGCAGAGGAAACUCCAGAGAGCCUGUCAACACAUCCGAAACAGCGAGCAGCAUCUGUGACAGAGAGGUCACCAGCACGGACAGUGACCAUUCCUCCAUCAUACCUAAUCAGAACAAAGCGUGUGGGCCAGAGGGGAUGCUGGUUCCUGCUCCUCCAGUAACAGCGUAUGUGGAGAGAGGCUACAUCACCCCACAGCAAGUGUACAACCUGCUGAGCGCAGAGGAGGGCCAGCCUGCCCUGUAUGAUCCGUACUACAUCCUCAUCCUGGACUGUCGCAGCACAGAGAGGUACGAGGACAGCCACAUGGUGACAGCGCGGGCCGCUGUGACGGUGAUCCACCCUACGCUGGGCUGUCUGAUCAGCUGUAUAGAACUGCAGAAGUAUUCUAUAAUACUGCUGUAUGCAGAGGAGGGAUGCAGCCCAGUGGGCAGUGUGAAGGCCAGGACUGACUCCCCAGACCUCCUGCGCUGUUUCUUCCAGAUCAGUGGUUUGGGAAUGGACCCUGUCAUCCUGCUGGGGGGAUUUUCAGCCUUCCAGGCCCUCUACCCCUAUCUCUGCACACCACGCAUGGUCCUGCUGGAACCUGAGCGGCACACUCUCACCAUCUACCCCUCAGAGAUCCUGGAAGAAGCUCUCUACCAGGGCUCUGCCUCCCAGGCCUCUGACUACCGCAUCAUCAAGAAUCUACACAUCACACAUGUGGUCAACGCCACUGCCAGCUGCCCCGAUGCAUUCCCCAACAUGCUGUGCUACCUGAAGCUGUGUCUGAGCGAUGACGCCCAGCAGGACCUGGUGGAGGCACUGCCGCUGGCCUCCAGGUUCAUCAACUCGGCCCUGAUGGGUGAGCCUGCCGGCCGCGUUCUGGUCCACUGUAGCGUAGGCAGGAGUCGCAGCUCAGCAGUGACGCUGGCCUUCCUCAUGGAGCAUCGACGCUGGUCACUGCUUCAUGCCCUGCGCUGGUUGAAGGAGAGGAGGGCGUGCUCGGCACCUAACGUGAACUUCCUGCGUCAGCUGCUCACCUAUGAGGAGCUGCUGUUUGGGAGCAAACUCACCUCCCUGAACGACAUCUGCCGAUGAGUGGAGUAAGAAGGGGAAUGGAGAGGAGGACACACUGGACGAGUGGCCGAUUCAGAAUGUGGCUUAAUAGCUGGAAAAAUUUGGAUGGGCCUGAAUUUAUUUAAGCUCAAGAAUAAAACGUUAUGGGGAGAAAAAAACUGGCGGACUGGUAGUGAAUUUAAGUAUGCCUAGUACUCAUGUCAGAAAUACCACAGGCACAUUUAUCUUGUUAUUCUAUUAGGCACUGGUGUUAGUAUUACUUCUUACGCACUUUUUACAUGUUUAUUCCUGUUUUAUCUUAUGUUAUUGUACGGUAAUUUACCUUUUCUAUUUCAGUUGACUUAUUCUACUGAAUUCAUCUUACUCUUAUUGUUAUUCUAGUUUGCACUCGUGUUAUUAUUACUCCCUAUACACUUUAUAUUUAUGAAUCUGUUGUGUUGUUUUUUAUUAUAUUAUUGGGAUUUUUCAGCAAUCUCUGGCACAAGAAUUUCUUUGGGGAUUGAUAAAGUUCUCCUAUCUUGAAUCAAUGAACCAGUCAGAUGAAUGGCUAUCUCAUCUAAACAUGAAACAGAAAAUAAUAACAAAUAAUAUUUAGGGCUAUACUGAACAGUUCGAAGCUUGUGCAUAUUUUUUAAAUGUCUAUUUAUUGUGUUUAAACCGGGUAUUUCUGCACAGUUGCAGCGCCACCAAUAUUAUUGGUACUAUACUAUUUGUAGAAUUAGAUUACAGUGGUGACUGUGUAGGAUUGCUUCCGACUUGUUUCAUCCAAACAUUUCCAAUAACUCCGGAGCGCAGUAAAGUCCAAACGUCCAAAUUUAUUGAAAAAAGAUAGAUGUGAUCAUUUCCAAAAUUUACAGCAUGUUUUUAUGGAACAACAUAUUGUGCUUCAAUACAUACUUUGAUAUGUUUGCUCUCCCGUUUGUUACACAAAAAAGGGAAAAAAGAAACAUUCACUGACUGGACUUUUCCCCCCUGAAUUCUCUCAAAGCCGUGAUAGAAGUAUUUCCCCCACAAGUUUGACAUUAAUUUUGCUUCUCCAUCAAAUCCCUCACACAAUGUUACUUGUGCUAUACCUCAAUAAACACAUUAAUACUGGUGUUAAAUGUAAAACAGAGUAUAAUAUAAUCCCUUCUAUGACAUUUUGCUUGAUGAUAGUUGAUAGAAUGUAUACAUGGAUAAAGUGUAUCUGUAGUGUUUUACAUUAGAACGUUUUUUUUCUUCAAUUCUCCUACAUAAUGUGACGGUAUUAUGAUAUUCUGAGGCGGAAUUAUCCAUGCGGAAAAGUAUUUAAAAACAGAAUGGAGGCUUGCAAAUGGUCUUUGUUUAUCACAGACAUACACACUGUAGUGUUUACACAGGGCAUGCCAUUGAGAUUUGUUGUAUAUGCAGUCAACUUAACAGUCAGCCUCUCUCUGUUUCAUUCUCUCUCUCUCACACACACACACACACACACACACGCGCGCGCACACACUUAGCUCCACCCUGUUGAACUCAGUAGCAUGCAGCAGGAAUUCCCUCCCUCCAGUCACACUUUUUUUCGGUUGGGAGGAAGGAAUUUUCUGGAAUGUGGAAGAGGAAGAGGAAAGGCAGGUAAAAACGGUGAAAAAUAAUUAGUUUGGCCAAAUUAAACUGUUUAAAACUACAAAACAACAUGAGUUUGAAUGGGGCUAUUGAAUCUAUGGGCACACAGCACAUUCCUUGUCAAAGCGUUUUGUCAAUGAAAUAUGGUUUUCAAAAAAAGGGAUUUUUUUUUUUUAUUGAAUGACAUGGCCAAAGCAAAAAAAAGAAGGCACAUUGAAGUUUUGCAGCGGUUUCAACACGUGGCAGAAAGGUGACGUUAGCUUUUUACCAUUAAGACCCCAACUAGCCUAC
Messenger RNA from Anarrhichthys ocellatus (wolf-eel), 3109 nucleotides. Its product is annotated as dual specificity protein phosphatase 2-like. Gene Ontology annotation, cellular component: cytoplasm. The record is from RefSeq and is a predicted model, not a curated record. The transcript is spliced from 5 exons. Gene Ontology annotation, molecular function: phosphoprotein phosphatase activity. Gene Ontology annotation, biological process: protein dephosphorylation; negative regulation of MAPK cascade. Bases 98 to 1258 code for a protein of 386 amino acids. Lineage: Eukaryota; Metazoa; Chordata; Actinopteri; Perciformes; Anarhichadidae.